Molecule: messenger RNA, 1510 nt
Organism: Colletotrichum scovillei
Lineage: Eukaryota; Fungi; Ascomycota; Sordariomycetes; Glomerellales; Glomerellaceae
Product: ChaC-like protein
Exons: 2
Coding region: 929-1510 (193 amino acids)
Biological process (GO): glutathione catabolic process
Cellular component (GO): cytoplasm
Molecular function (GO): glutathione specific gamma-glutamylcyclotransferase activity; gamma-glutamylcyclotransferase activity
Source: RefSeq, a predicted model, not a curated record
ACGUCCGUCUCCCUCUCCAGUCUCCCAUUUCUUCCCCGCCUUCUGAUUCCAGAAUCGUAUGUACCGUCAUCUCCUUCUCUUCAAGACCACGCCCCGAUUCACUUUACCCUACUAUACCUUACAUAGGCCCGCCACUUUGACUUUUCCGCCUGGCCCGUUUUAGACCCUCCAGUCCCCUCCCCUUCUAGAACACUUCCUCUUCCACUUCCUCUUGCUUCUCCUCCACCUCUUUCCUCAUCAUCUUCCUCGUCCACCUCUCUUCAUUACCCCUCUCAAAUCUGACCUUUCGAGUCGUGUUCUGUUCUGUUUGUUUGCCUGUCUGCUUGUCUGUCUACCCAUCUCCAACAUGUGUACGCGCGGCUUCACGCGGUCCCCUCACACAACUCCCGCCUCGGCCCUUGCGGUUUGCCGCUCUGGGGCGUCACCGAUGGCUUUCGUAACCCUCGGCCCUCACGCGCCUGGUCAAGUGCCCUGAGAGAUCGAUCCAAGCUGGAUCGCCGAGCUGCCUCUGCUGCUUCUCUUUUAUGUUUUGUGUGUGUGCAGGGUCCGAAGCGAGUUACACCGGAGUGGGACUGAUUUGCUCGAAAUUCCUCCAGGCUUUGGCAUCGUGAACACCAGUUGUAACACUCUUCCCAAGUGUAGGUAUUCACCUCGAAUCCACGGUGGACAGCAACAACUGGACUGUCAUUUCUCAUAUCCCGUCUCUUAGUCUUCUUCGCGUUGUACAUCAUCUCAGGCAGACUUCAAAAUCUACGACAGCCGGCAUGGCCGACACCGACCUCUCCACCAACGGCAGCGGCGAGUUCUGGCUGUACGGUUAUGGGUACGUUUUCGACCCUUCGAGAUCACCCUCGAUCCCUGCCGCUCUCCCUACUGGGCUGGACUGGACUGGGCUGCUAUUGUCCUCCAGCUCCUCCCGCCCUCCCGCAUGGCGCACGCAUCCCUUCAAGACCACAGAGGCACACCCGAAGCUCCUGGCCGUGUUGUCACGCUCAUCGAGCGCUCGUUCUGGGAGCAGCUGACCGACCACCACGACUCGGCACCUGAACGUGUCUGGGGUGUCGCCUACCGUAUCAAGGCAGACAAGGUCGCCGAAGUCAAGGACUAUCUUGACAUUCGCGAGAUCAACGGAUACACGAUCCACUACGCCCCUUUCUAUCCAGCUGAUGGCUCCGAGCCAAUCCGCACACUUGUGUACAUUGGCACCCCGGACAAUGACCAAUUUGUCGGGCCACAGGAUCCUCAGGCUCUCGCCGCCCACAUCCGGAAGAGCCGCGGCCCGAGUGGGCUAAACAUCGACUACCUUCUUGGCCUCGAAGAAGCUCUUGACGGACUGAGCCCGGAGAGCGGUGACGUCCACAUCACCGACCUCUCCAACAGAGUACGGGCCAUCAUUUCCGCCGAGGAAACAUCACACGAUGCUACGCAACCACCGUUGUCAGCCGUCGGCAGUACUUUCAAGCAAGAAAACAGCGUCAAGGAACAGGAGGAGACUGAAAAGACAGACUGA